GGAUUUACCGCUAAGAUGAAAACCAAUCGCAGCGCAGUGCUGAGUGACCCGUACGCAGAGCCAACAGCCAUCAUCAUCGUUGUCGUCGUUGUCGUCUUCGCACAGGGAAAAAAGCAGCCAGCAAUCCGCAGGAGGAGCAAAUGUCAAAACAAAAAUAAAGGACAUCCAGCCACAGCGAACGCCAAAAGAGCAAGCAGAAAAAAAAUGUCCUCACCAGACUUGGACUCGGUUGUCCAGCAGCAGGUCCACUACAUCGCUGGGUACAAUCACUCCGACUGGCAGCCGAUCACUCUCACCCUAGUUGAAUACCCCAAAGGUGACCUGCUGGGGAAGCUGUUGGCAUGGAUCAGCUUAGCACCGUUAGGCAUCGGGGCCGGCUUCGUGGCGCUGAUUCUGUUUAGGCGAGAUUUACAUACCAUUGUAUUUUUCAUCGGAACGCUGUUCAACGAGUGCGUCAACAUGGUGUUGAAGCACUGGAUACAGGAACCGCGACCGAUGACGCGGUCCCAGAUCUGGACCGAGUACGGGAUGCCUUCUAGUCAUUCACAAUUUAUGUGCUUUUUCACGCAGUACGUGCUGCUUUUCAUCUUUAUAAGACUGCACCACAUGAACAACAACAACGCCCGAAUGGAGCGGCUGGUACGGCUACUGGUGCUGUUUGUUUGUUCGGUGGCCACCUUCCUCGUGUGCUACGGCCGGAUCUACCUACAGUAUCACUCGCUGAGCCAGGUGAUGGUGGGAGCCGUGGUGGGGCUCAUCGUCGGAACGGUAUGGUUCAGCCUGACGCACUGGUUCCUCACGCCACUGUUCCCGAUGGUGGUCUCGUGGAAGGUAUCGGAACUGUUCCUCCUCCGGGACACCACGCUGAUUCCGAACAUUUUGUGGUUUGAGUACACCGUCACCAGGCAGGAGGCUCGUGCCCGGGCUCGCAAACUGGUGAGCAUGAAAUCUCAGUGACGGUUCUGGUCACCCUGAUCCGACGGCGGUUUCGGUACAUCAUCUCGACGAUACGUUAAAUAGCAGUGCUUGAAGUUACGAACCACAACCCCCCCUACCAUCACCACCAUAAAAAGCAACCCAACUAUAGCAGAAGCGGCAGCACCAUAGAUAGCGGGCAAUGAUUUGCGAUUCAUCGACAGCAACAGCGGAAUGCAGGGCAGUGACCAGUGAGAUUAUCAUUACCUUAUACUGUCUCCUCAAACAGAGUAUAGUACUUGCUAAAGUUUAUGUGACAGGGUAAUCGUUUGCGAGCAGGCUUUAUUAUCUAGAUUCUUCACCAUGACCAACGAAUGCGUCACUUAUUAGUUUUGAACGAAACUAAAUAGUAAAUGUUAAGCCAACAAGUGUCUACAAUACAUGCAGGAAAUUAAAAUAUUAUAAUUUAAUUUUCUAAAACUCCCCAAUAUUCUUUAAACAUUGAAACAGCUAGAAAAAGAUGUUAUUUUUCAGUAAAUUAGAGUGGUUCACUUCAGUGAUGAGCAAAGAUACAUGAAACAUCUCGAAUCUCGCUAAAGUCAGUUGUCAUAAAGCAAACUUACUGACUAUGUGCAAUUUUGUAAUACUCUACUGCUCAUAGAGCGCGGAUUAAAGCCAAAUUGCCUGCUGAACUGUUUCUUUCUGUUCAGUGACAUUACUUAGGACACAACAUCGAUUUCUGAUUUUGAAUUCAAUGGCAUCAUAUUAAUUUAGCGAGUCGGUCAAAGUUCAUUCUAACGCAUCACAUUUUAGAGCUCAGUUUCUUAAUUAUUUCCUGCUAUAUACCUACAUUUUCACAUUACUUAAACGUGAAUUUUACUGCCGUUCUACGCACAACGGAUCCUUGAGGAUAGAACGGCAAUAAAUAUAUAAAUGGCAUAAAGUUCACGAAGGUACCAGUCUAGCGCAGUUCGAGAAACCAAUUUCUAAGGCCGUAGCAUCAAAAUAGAAGUCGAACUGCACAGUUAUUGUCGAAUCAGUAGGUACAAUCACAAAAGAAUGCUUCAAACUCCCUGGAGUUCCAGUAUAGAACUCCACGAUGGUAGUAACAACCUACUAUUACUAAGGUAAACCCCAGAAAAGGUUGACUGAAUCUGCGUAAAUUGCUCCCGAUGAUGAUAAGUCCUAAGCAGAACCGUAGAAGCAAAGCGGAAGCUGUUGUUGCUCUGUCUAUAUAAACAAUAGAAAAAUACACUAAAAGUUAAGUGUGUACGAAAUCAAAUCAACAUUCACCAUCGCUAUCAGAACUGAGCGUUUGCCAUGCAGGAUGGAUCUGUUAGACAGUAGAAUGGUAGAACAAAAAAAACAAUAACGAUCGAUCCAUGUUCCACUUGUUGUUACGAACAUUAACGAGUAGGUAUGUGCUGUUCCGUUAGUUGUUAGGUGCAAGCGUUCCGUGGCUAAAAUGAAAUGUUAUGUACGGAUUAUCGAAAAAGAAUGGAAGCGAAAACGCGAGAUAUAAAAAAGCGGAAUGAACGAAGGACAGUAGUUUAUGGAAAACAAUAUUCUUUGGUUAUCAGUAGAAUGUUGUCACGCGAGCACACAUACACACAUAAAGCACUGACACAUUAACAAGCAUGUGAAUGAUAAGACAGAUUUUGGUUAGAUAUUGAUUUUUUUUAUCCCUCGACGAUAUUCGGGAGAAGACGUAACACACAUGAUUGUACUAGUUACUAGCUCUAGCUGUAAUAAUUCUUAUAAUGAGACAGUGAAUAAAAAAUAAGACAACCACAACUCUUUAAAGGA
Molecule: messenger RNA, 2721 nt
Organism: Aedes albopictus (Asian tiger mosquito)
Lineage: Eukaryota; Metazoa; Arthropoda; Insecta; Diptera; Culicidae
Product: dolichyldiphosphatase 1-like
Exons: 5
Coding region: 16-957 (313 amino acids)
Biological process (GO): lipid biosynthetic process; protein N-linked glycosylation
Cellular component (GO): intracellular membrane-bounded organelle; endoplasmic reticulum membrane
Molecular function (GO): dolichyldiphosphatase activity
Source: RefSeq, a predicted model, not a curated record